AUGUUGAACAAGAGAAAAGUUGACAUAUGCAUACAAGAGACGAAAUGGAAAAGUCAGAAGACUUUAAUGAUUGGAGAUAGGUGUAAAUUGUACUAUAAUGGAAUUCUUAGUAAUAGGAACGGUGUCGGUAUUAUCCUCAGUCAAGAUCCAACCUCCUCAGUAGUAGAAGUCAACAAGAUCUCUGAUAUACUAAUGAAGAUAAAACUCUGCUUUGGUCAAUCAAUAUUACACAUCCUUUCAGUAUAUGCCCCUCAAACGGGUUGCAAGGAAGAAGAGAAAGAUGACUUUAGAGCUAUCCUUGAUGAAGCUGUAAUGGAAAUCCAUAAGGAUAACCUAAUCAUAAUAGGUGGUGACUUAAAUGCACAUGUGGGAAAAACAAGAGAUAGCUAUACAAAAGGUAUCAUGGUGGUUUUGGAUAUGGAGAAAGAAAUGACGAAGGAGAGCAUAUACUGA
Messenger RNA from Gordionus sp. m RMFG-2023, 453 nucleotides. Its product is annotated as craniofacial development protein 2-like. Gene Ontology annotation, biological process: chromatin remodeling. The record is from RefSeq and is a predicted model, not a curated record. Lineage: Eukaryota; Metazoa; Nematomorpha; Gordioida; Chordodea; Parachordodidae. The coding region runs from base 1 to 453 and encodes 150 amino acids. The transcript has a single exon. Gene Ontology annotation, cellular component: nucleus.